Antechinus flavipes (yellow-footed antechinus) is the source of this 3640-nucleotide messenger RNA. RefSeq names its product nuclear receptor coactivator 4 (gene NCOA4). The transcript has 11 exons. Lineage: Eukaryota; Metazoa; Chordata; Mammalia; Dasyuromorphia; Dasyuridae. The record is from RefSeq and is a predicted model, not a curated record. The coding region runs from base 178 to 2040 and encodes 620 amino acids. Gene Ontology annotation, molecular function: transcription coactivator activity. Gene Ontology annotation, biological process: response to hormone; intracellular iron ion homeostasis.
CGAGAUUCGCUCUCGGAGCCUCCUGUCAGUCUCGCUGCUUCUUGUCCGCUGCGGACCGGCCGGGAUUCAGCGCACUGUGCGGGAGUGGCCGUCGGCGCCUGGGGGGAGCGAAGAUCCCACAGUUGGAAGGAAAAAAACCUCAAGUAAAAAAGAACCUUUUGAAGAAUAGGUUCCACCAUGAAUAUAUCACAGGACCAGAGUGGCAGUUCCAGCAAUAAAGAACCUCUGGCUAGGUGCUGUGAAGCCCGUAAGGAAUUGGAGCAUGCCAUUGGUGGUGUUCUCAGGGCUGAACAGCACAUCAAAGACAACUUGAGAGAAGUUAAAGCUCAGAUUCACAGCUGCAUAAGCCGUCACCUAGAAUGUCUGCGCAGCCGUGAGGUGUGGUUGUAUGAACAGGUGGAUCUCAUCUAUCAGCUUAAAGAAGAAACACUUCAGCAGCAAGCUCAGCAGCUCUAUUGGUUACUGGGACAAUUCAAUUGUCUUAUUCACCAGUUGGAAUGUACUCGUAGCAAGGAUCUAGCCAAUCAAGUUUCUGUGUGCUUGGAGAGGCUGGGUAGCUUGACCCUCAAACCUGAAGAUUCCACUGUCCUGCUAUUUGAGGCUGAUACAGCUUCUCUGCGUCAGACCAUCACUACAUUUGGCUCUCUCAAAACCAUGCAAAUUCCCGAGCACUUGAUGACUUGUGCUGCUUCACCCAAUCCUGGGCCACCUGUAGAGAGAAGGGCUUCUUUUCCCAAGCAGGAGCAGAAACCAUCAUCUCGUCCUUCAUUUAUUCCACUUCGUGAUUGGCUCCUUGGAAGCAAACCUGCCUCAACUCGUCAGUCUCCUUAUGUACCUAGUACCAAUCCUCAAGAUUGGCUUAACAAAAAGUCAGCUUUGACAAGCAGCCAGGGCUCCUCCCAAACCUGCAACUUUAAUAUCAGUAACAUCUGGGGCAACUUCAAGGGCUUGGAAAACUGGCUCCACAAGCAAGAUAUUUCUGAGAAAAGAAUUCCCUCAAAGCGUAAAAGUUCCUUCUCUACGGCCUCUCUACAGGGGACUGACUUAGAGCUCCCUGAGCAAGAAGAAAUGGAUCUUUCUGAUUGGCUGGUUACCUCUCCCGAGCCUGAGAAUGGCAACUUUGAAUCAGAUGAUAAAUCAAAGCUUUUUCGGCUUUUCAAGGAAGAUUAUAAUUCAAGUGAUUGGCUUCUCAAGCCUGGUUCCUGCACCAACUGUCAGGGCAACCAGCCCAAAGGUGUAGAGAUUGAAAAUUUGGGAAAUCUGAAGUGCCUGAAUGAGCACCUGGAAGGGAAGAAGCCAGCAUUUUCCUCCCUCAUACCAAGUGAGAAUUGGCUUGUUCAGCAUCAUCAGGUUCCUUUUAAAGUUGAGGAGGUGUGCAAAGCUAAUGAGCCUUGUACCAGCUUUUCCGAGUGUGUGUGUGAAGAUCAAUGUGAGAAGGAGGCCUUGUGUAAGUGGCUCCUGAAAAAGGAAGGAAAAGAUAAAAAUGGUGUCCCAAUGGAUCAACUGCCAGUUUUGAAAUCUGAGCCAGCAAAGCUGAAACCCACCUUGCAUAUGUGGCUCUGUCCCUCUAGGGAUGAGGCAGAGGAACGGGCUAAGAUACCAAAGCCAGCUCCUUGUACAAUUUCUGAACCCCUCAAGAUCUUGCUGGACAGCUCCUUGUCAGAUUGGCUUGUCAAAACAAAACCCAAAGAAGUAAGAGUACAGGAAGCAAACAGUCCAGAUGACAAAGUUACCCAGGAGGGGCUGUCACCAGCCAAACAAAUGCGACCUAAUCCCACGACCAUUUGGCACUGUCCAAUUAAUGCAGCUGAUUGGAUAUUGCCUUCAAAGAACACAGGAAGCUCUAGCCAGCCCCCUGGGGAAGACAAGUGGUUACUUCGAAAGAAGGCCCAGGAAGCAUUCCUCAGUUCACCCCUACAUGAAGAACAUCCCUUUCCCCAAGACCAUUAUGGCCUGCCAGCAGUUUGUGAUCUUUUUGCCUGUAUGCAGCUUAAAGUCGACAAAGACAAGUGGUUGUAUCGAACCCCUGUCCAGAUAUGAGGAAACAAACACUAGAAACCAAGGAAUCUUUCUGCUGAUCACCGCACAUCCAUAAACCAACUGACUACAGCUUGCUGAAUCAUUGUGUUUCUGGGUCUUACUAAGUACUGUGUUGUGUUUCCUUUCUGCCAAAUUUGAACUAGUGAGAUUAAACGAUAACAUAUUGCUCAGUGAACCCUGAAAAGAAAAGCUCACUUGUGAAGAGAUCAUUUAAAGUAUUCACAAUUUAACUAAGUAUUGCAUUAGGGUGCCUAAUUGCAAAGACCUCUGCAGCUGCCAUUUGGGUUGCUUUAGAAAGCAUACAAUGAAAUUUCCAAAUGAAAUAACUUUUCCCUAAAAUUCAAGUGUAGCUUUCUUAACCAAAAGUAUUGCCCUUUCUACGGAAUUGUUUAUUUUAUUUUAUUUUUUGCUCUGGAAGAGCAAGUCUUAGUGGUUAUCAAUGAAUCUUUUUCUUUCAUAGUUUUACUAUCAUAUUCAUGUAUAAACUAACUUAGACAGUGCAUUGAAGUGUCUAGCUUUUUAAAGGGUAUACUCAUUAGUCCAGAAACUAAAAAGUAAAAUUGGCUUUAAGCCUUGUUGUUAGCUCUGAUCCAUUCCCCCCCCCACCCCACCCCAUUUGUGAAAAAUUUGAAACCUUCUCUACAAGUUAUUGGGCUAUCUGGCUAUCUGAAUGCCCUGUAUUUUAUUCAUUUGUCAAGACAGAGCACAAUGUGUGGACAGUAUAUAACGCAAUUAAUUGCAUCUCACUGAUUUUUUUCAUGGAGUUGAAAGUAUUGUAAUACUCAAACUCUCAAAAUGAGUAGAAUGAAAAGACAAGACAGUGUGUUCAGUACCUAGCUUGCCAUGAAAUACUAUUGGCUCCAUUAUACUUGAACUAUCCAUAAGGAUUGUUGGUGUAUCCUGUGUAAUAGAAAAGUCAUAUUGCAGCACUAGAGACAUAAUUAUGUUCAGUUGCUCAACUAAGCAAUUGAAAUAUGUAAAGAUAUGCUCUCAUAGUAUAAGGAUAAUUGUGGUUUUAGACCGUAAAACAUCUUAAUAGAUUGUCUUGACUACUUGUGCCUUGGGGCAUUUAUUUAUGAAGAAAUAGUGAAACAUUCCUUCAAGCUCAAAAACACUGUCCUAAUAUAAACAUUUGUGCCAUUUUUACAUUCUCUCAACAGGAAACUUUAUAUCAGACUUUAAAACUCUUCCCUCUUUGAAUUUGGAUUUUUUGGAACUCCUUAGCCUGAAAUUGUAUUUGACCUGGGUUAGGGGACUUCUAGGAGCUACUAGAGAGCUUCUUCGGAGUUCUCCAGGACCAAUCCACUGGAAAUAAUUUUACUUUAUGUCUAAAUUUGUAACAGUAGCUCUACAAAUCUUAUAAUAUAGUCCUACUCAGACUUUACUUAACCUUAUUUAGAACAAAUGAUAGCUGUUUGCAGCUGAUUCUACAUCCUUUAAAUUAACUUCACAUUUUAGGCUCUUAGAAACUUUGUAGACUUUACUCUGUUACCCAUUUAUUCUUCUCUUGACAAUAUACUAUUGAGUCUGUAAAACAUUGUUUGCAGUAAAGCAUUUUAUACAAUUGCUGAUAAUCCCCAUUAAAAGCAUAAUCAUCAUA